Molecule: messenger RNA, 3093 nt
Organism: Arachis duranensis
Lineage: Eukaryota; Viridiplantae; Streptophyta; Magnoliopsida; Fabales; Fabaceae
Product: RNA demethylase ALKBH10B
Exons: 8
Coding region: 749-2794 (681 amino acids)
Biological process (GO): mRNA catabolic process
Molecular function (GO): mRNA binding; demethylase activity
Source: RefSeq, a predicted model, not a curated record
GAAAAGAAAGCAGUAACACACAAAAUCUGUUUUCCAGUGUUGCCCCUCUACCCUCAAAUGACGAAAAUCCCCACGUUUUCUUCCAGAAUAUUCUCCCCAAAAUCCAAAUUCAGCACCCACCACCAGAGUCUCAGAUGCAAAAGACCAACAAACAAAAAUUAGAAAUAGAAAUAAGAGAGAGAGAAAGUAUGUGUUGUUUGUUGUUUUGAGUUGUGACUUGUGAAUGUGUGAGCCACCAUUUAGGACCAUACAUACAUACACAUACAUAGUAACAAUACACAUACACAUGCGUGCUGAAUAAGCCAUUCCCCGUAAUUCCAAAAUUCUACAUUUAACCCUAGAUCUUCAUCUUCAAGCUCCUCCCUUUGCGUCACUCUAACUCAACAAACUCCCUCACUCUCAAUUCCCUCCAUUGAUAGAUCUCUCUAAUUUAACAUUUUUUGUUGCCACGCCGAUCUUGUAGAUUUCCACAACAAAACCCAUUUUUUCCGAAAUUCAAUUCUUUUAAUCCUUUUUUUCACCUGAAUAAUCAUUGAUGGGGCGGUCUUGUUUCUAACCAAGUUUGCUGCUUUUCGCUUUCUUCGUUCUGAAUUCUGCAUUUUAUUUAGUGGGGUCCUCUUGAAUUGCGCUUUUUUUGUGCGAUAAAAACUGAUUGUUUAUUUUAUUUUUUAUUUUUUUACCUAGAUCUAGUUUGUGUUAGGGUUAUGCUCUAUAUUUGGUAGUAGUGUAUUGUUGAUAUUGAGUUCUCAUGGCAAUGCCAUCGGGAAAUGUGGUAGCACAGGACAAAAUGCAGUUUCCUAGUGGUGGUGGUGGUGGUGGUGCCGGUGCCGGCAGUGGCAGUGCUGGUGGUGAGAUCCACUACCGCCAGCAAUGGUUUGUUGAUGAGAGGGAUAGCCUUAUUGGCUGGCUGCGAAGCGAAUUCGCAGCUGCCAAUGCGAUCAUAGACUCCCUUUGUCACCAUUUACGUAUAGUUGGUGACCCUGGAGAGUAUGAUAUGGUCGUUGGUGCCAUUCAGCAAAGGAGGUGUAAUUGGAAUCAGGUGCUGCUUAUGCAGCAAUACUUUUCGGUCUCUGAAGUGGUUUAUGCGCUGCAGCAAGUGGCGUGGAGGAGGCAGCAGAGGUAUAUGGAGCCGGUUAAAGUGGGUGCAAAGGAAGUUAGGAAAUCUGGUCCAGGGUACAGGCAUGGGCAGAGGUUUGAGUCUGCAAAGGAAGGUUUUAAUGCUAGUGUAGAGUCUUAUAGUCAUGAGGCAAAUAUCGCAAUUACCGGAGCCCCCGAGAAAGGGACUCCAUUAACUGAAAAGGGUGAAGAACUUAAAUCUGCUGGUAAGGUUGGAAAGAUAGAUGAUAAGAGUUUAGCAUCCACUGAGGAGAAGAAAGCAGAUGCUAUAGCAAAGAAUCAGACCGAGGGCAACUUGAAGGGCUCAGGGAGCUCACAAGGAUCCCUGCCAAAUUCGGAUUCUGAAGCUGUGGUCGUAAAUGAUGGACUUGCAUCAAAUUAUAAAGGGAAUGAGUCACUUUCUAUCCAAAAUCAGAAUCAGAGUCAAAGUCUUUCAACAUUAGCAAAAACUUUUGUUGGCAAUGAAAUGUUUGAUGGGACGAUGGUGAAUGUGGCUGAUGGACUAAAGUUGUAUGAAGAGUUAUUUGAUGGCACUGAAGUUUCAAAACUUGUUUCACUGGUCAGUGAUCUAAGGAUUUCGGGAAAAAGAGGACAUUUUCAAGGGAGUCAGACAUUUGUGGUUUCAAGGAGGCCCAUGAAAGGGCAUGGAAGGGAGAUGAUUCAGUUGGGUGUUCCUGUUGUUGAUGCACCUCUAGAAGGAGAGAAUAUGACCGGAGCCUCAAGAGAAAAGAAUGUAGAACCUAUCCCUUCCUUGUUUCGAGAAAUUAUUGAGCGGAUGGUUGCCUCACAAGUUAUGACUGUGAAGCCUGAUGCUUGUGUUGUGGAUUUCUUUAAUGAGGGUGAUCAUUCACAGCCCUACAAUUGGCCGCACUGGUUUGGAAGGCCCGUUCAUGUUCUCUUCCUUACAGAAUGUGAAAUCACUUUUGGGAGAGUGAUCACCACGGAUCAUCCUGGGGAUUAUAGGGGCACUCUCAAGCUUUCUCUUUCCCCUGGGUCAUUUCUGGCUAUGCAAGGGAAAUGCACUGAUUUUGCCAAACAUGCUAUUCCUUCUUUCCGUAAACAACGCAUCCUUGUUACUUUCAUCAAGUCCCAACCGCGAAGGUCCCCCCCUUCGGACGCCCAGCGUCUUGCUUCGCCAGCAGUAUCUUCUCAUUGGGGUCCACCGCCAAGCCGAUCCCCUAACCACAUGCGUCAUCAUGUAGGUCCUAAGCAUUAUCCUGCAGGCCAGACAACUGGAGUUCUGCCAGCUCCACCCAUCCGUCCGCAAAUUCCGCCACCGAAUGGUAUGCAGCCGCUGUUUGUAGCUGCUCCAGUUGUCUCUGCCAUGCCAUUUCCUGCACCGGUACCAAUUGCACCAGCUUCCACAGGAUGGACAGCAGCCCCUCCAAGGCAUCCCACUCCUCGAAUCCCUGUGCCUGGCACAGGAGUCUUCCUCCCUCCACCCGGGUCAGGUAAUCCUCCUCCACAAGUACUUGGUUCUUUGACCGAAGUGAACCCAGGUUCGGAAACUCCAACCACUUAUGAAAAGGAAAAUGGGAAUUCUAAUCAUAACAACACAACUUCACCGAAAGGGAAAGUGCAGAGGCAGGAGUGCAAUGGGCAUGUGAAUGGAACUGAAGAAGAGAAAGCUGUAGAGACAGAGCAAAAUAGCAAUGACAAAACUGUGGAAAGCCAAUGAAGUCAGGCGUAUCUGCAGGCUAUAUAGAGAGAGCGAGAGUGAGAGAGGAAAAGCUUAUCAAAGGUAAAAGGGUAGGCUGCGAACUUAACUUGAGUUUGAAGCAAAUGUAAAGCGCGGCGACAAAGUACUGCAAAGCAAGCAAUGGAGAUAAGGGAAGGAGGAAGAACAUUUUUUGUUCUCUUUUGAUACAUCCUUUCUUUGCUCUAUUCCUUCCUUUUGUUUUUUGUUUCUUUGUUUACUUACUAUAUUAUUAAUUAACUCUUACAUUGCAGUAAGGAAAACACCAUUCUUAUUUUUAA